AGUUCAAACGCGGCACUACGUGAGUCAAACGAGCGUAUGACUACGUCAUCGCUACGUGAGUCGAACAGCAUUCUAAACUCUCAACAUGGCAGCCAAUAUAUUUAACCUAAAUAUAGCAAAUAUAGUCGAUAGCUUUUUCAUCGAAUACCGAUGAGAUUCCGUAACUUUUAUACGCGGAAAUGCAAUAAUGAUUUUAUAUAAGCGAAUUUUUCUCGGAUAGAAAAAUCUGAGGUUGAUGUCAGCUGACUUUUGCGAUGAUCUCGUGUAAAAUGACAGCGUAAAUAUUUAGCCUGAACAUGUUGUCGGAGGUUGAUGUGUUUAUUAGCAAUUAUACUCUUGUCGAUCCUGAAAUCUAUCAGCUUUGGGUCGACGGGCAUUCUUCCAGCGAUGCAGUCAAUGUUCUGCAUCAGCGAGGAAUAUGUCAACAGACUAAUGCACCGCUCGAGCUGGUUGCAUCUGACAUACUCGAUCACUAUCGCACCUAUGCUCUACUUGAGAAAUUACUUCAUACUCCUACAAAGCUUGCUAGCGAACAGCUAGCCUUUCAGAUAGAACCUCAAACUAGUCAAAUGCUUAUAGAAAUGUAUUAUGAAUUUGAUGAUGUUGUUAUGCGCGAAUUAUUGGGAAAGAAAAUAACAUCCAAAAGUAGAAAGGAUAUGGAGGAAGUGGCAGAGAAGACAGGGAUCACAUUGAAGAGUUGUCGACGACAAUAUGAUAAUGUGAAAAGAGUGUUUAAAAUUGUCGAAGACUUACCAGGUUCUCUCAUAACCAAUAUCAAACAGCAUUUCUUACUUUCGGAUGACCUUGCUAAACGAUAUGCUGCAGUGGUAUUUAUAGCGUGUCUGCGAUUUGAAAUGAAUAAAAGAAAACUGCAAUUUUUAACAUUUCCCGAUUUAUAUCACUGCGCUAAUAGUAUGAUGACAUCGUGGACAUAUCGUUGUAUUGGAUCUGAAUACUUCGACACUGAUUUAGAUAGGGAAUUUCUACAAGAAUUACCAGAAUGCAGAGUUCUUUUAGAAAACGAUAAGCAUCAUAAACAUCUCGUAUGCCUUAAGCUCAAACCGAUGCUUCUUGAUCGAUCUUAUCAAGAAUUGGACAUGAACUUUCGUUCAUAUUCGAGAGCAAUACUCGGAAUUGGAUGCAACUUGCACAGAUCACGAGAGUUGAGAUUUUUCUUCUUGGAACUAGUUGAGAGAUGCAUCGAACCUUGGCGACAAGUUAAUUGGACGCAUUCCGAUCUACGAAAUUUCUUGGCUGUUUAUACACAGUGCGCUCUCGAUAUGGAUGUACUUAGAGAAGGAGAAUUAAGAGAUGCGUUUGAACGUUAUAUGACAGUAGUGACAUGCUGCUUAUUACGUAUGUAUCAUACAUGAAUACCAAUGUAAAAACUAUAUAUAUAUUUAAAAGGUAUGAAUUAUAAAGACAGAAAUUCUAAAUUGUACAUUUUAAUUUAUUAAUUUUUUGUAAUAAAUAAUUAACAAAUGCAGCAUCCUAUAUGCUGCCUGUUAUUUUGCAGUUAGAUAUAUGUGAACAAUAACGCAUACAAUUGCAGUAAUUGCACUAUCAACAUUUUCUUAUAAGUUAUUGAGAUUUUCAAGUGUGUGAUGUGAAACUCUACAAAGUGAAAGAGGCAGCUUAUAUAUAUACAUAUUAAUAUAUAUACGGCAGUAGAUUAAUAUUGCGCACAUAUCCAUUAAAUAAAAGAUAAUUUUAAUUUAUUUAAACAUAUGACUUUCAAUUAAAUAAAAUAAAGACUUUUCAAC
This is a messenger RNA of Formica exsecta, 1763 nucleotides long. RefSeq names its product acidic fibroblast growth factor intracellular-binding protein (gene Fibp). Gene Ontology annotation, cellular component: nucleus. NCBI's taxonomy places the organism in Eukaryota, Metazoa, Arthropoda, Insecta, Hymenoptera, Formicidae. The record is from RefSeq and is a predicted model, not a curated record. Bases 297 to 1373 code for a protein of 358 amino acids. The transcript has 6 exons.